AAUUGCAGUAGCAUCGACAUUAUUUUUUCCCAUUGCUUUGUUACCGAUUCCCGCUAUUUUCUUGGUGCAUGGGUGCUCUUGCCUUUAUUUUGUACCACUCUUUAUCUCCGUCAAGGAAGCUAUGUUUUGGUCGCGUUCGUUAGUGCUUGUUUUUACCAGAGGUGUCUUAGCCUCUAAUUUAGAUUCCAUUAAAAAUUGUUUUGUCCAGCCAAGGGUAUGUUUACGGAAGCCUGUGUACCUGAGAGAGGUGAUUUGAAUGUAAUUCUUUGAGUAUGAUUUUUUUAUUGGAACAUUGACCCUAUCUGACUGCUCCUGGGUUUGAGUAAAAUCAUGUCCAUUGUUAUCAAUCACUUCCAUGUUCAGUAUUUUUCUCAGGAAUUCGUAUGUCUAUUACACAGUUUUCUACAAUACAUUUAUCGAACACUGUUUUUAAUGUUAUUAAGGCGAUCAUUGUUUUUAUGCAUAUUUUAGCUUGCUGAUUAUCUAUUUAAACUUUAAAGGUUCAUAUGCAUUCUUUGCUUUAUAUAACAUAAUCACAUAUUCAUUUAUAUAUGUAAUAUACCGUCAACAUAGCGAACCGUAUUAUAAUCACGUAUUAUAAUAUCCAGCUCUUUUAACCAGAGGCUUUAUGAUUAACAACGACCUAUCGUGGGCCUCCAUGUUUUACUGCUCCGAAACACCUGCUCGGACACACUUCGCAACAGCUGUUUUCGUUAUCGUGCGUUAUCUUCUCUCGGAUAUACAAGCUUGAAUAUAUACACUUUUUUCAAUUCCCUCAACCUAUUUUUAUCCUCUAGUUGAGAGUCGGACUCCGUUGUGUGUAAAGGUGCGCUUGGCGACACUGCCGAGACUUCGAUCCGCAGGAGGUGGCGACUGAGGACUCUUCGUCGCGGGGAUGUUUGAGACGCAAGAAAAAGUUGACCAAGGGAACGAGACCAAUCCAGGACCAGAUUAUGCGGACGUGGCUGUUGCUGGUCGUUGCCUUCACUUCGGUCUGCGGAAGGCCAGGGAGCCCUCGCGACGCGGGCCAGGGCGGCGUGAGAAAAAGGGAAUUCGGCGAGUUGACGGAGCUCGGGAAAAUCUUCAGGAGAUGCCGCGACAAGACGACCCCAGACCUCUCGGCGAAGGACGGUUUGGCACGGUGCCUCAGGAAGCACAGGGUCGCUGAGGAGAGGAGUGGCCGAGAGGGGGCGAAGAAGGGGAGAAAAUCUAAGAACUCGCAUAAAAAGGCAGUGACGUGCGGAGAAACGUACUACAUGAAGACUGGAGAAAAGAGGAUUUUCCGCGUCCGAGCCAACAUGAAAGUCUGUGCCAUCUUCGUGCAUGGAGAUGGGCGCACCGACCUCGAGAUGAACUGCAAGACUUUCGCCCUGUCUGCCUGCAGGAAAGAGUAUUUUUUCGUUCAAGACCAAACAUCUGAGAAACAGUUCUGUGGAAACAAAGGCCCCGGGAAGAUGACGGGGAGACGAGCCUUGUACCUCUUGUACGAGAGGCUCAGGCGGAGGAGGAGAAGGCCGAGGCUGUGGUGCUCCAUCGAGGGGGUGGAACCUGGCGGUGCGGGCAGCGGCGUCGACGAUGGACAUGGAGCCAGCCCUGGCGUCCAAGCACAUGGGUGUGGCAAUGUGUGUGGCCAGGCUCCAGCGGGCGCAGGAGCCUCCAGGAUCGUGGGCGGGGAGGAGGCGGGCGUGGGCGAGUAUCCGUGGAUGGCCAGGGUGGAGAUCUCUCUUGGCGGCGUCGGCAUGGCGUGCGGGGGAGCCAUCGUCACCACCACGCACGUCGUCACAGCGAGUCAUUGCGUCGACAACGAAUUUUUGGAGAUUACGGUGAAAGCGGGCUUGCAUGACCUGUCCUCGUAUCAGGAGAACACAACCCAGGUCAUCAAGGCCAAGCAAGUUCUUCAACACCCGAUGUUCAGUCCCAUGACUUCCGCGAACGACAUCGCUCUGCUAACCCUCGAGGCGCCUCUGAGGUGGACGGCCGGCGUGGGGCCCGUCUGCCUCCCUCCCGACGCUGGCUUCGAGGGCCGAGUGGCGGUCGUCACGGGCUGGGGCUCGCUGGGGGCGGGUGAGGACUUCGCUUUGAGGGCCUGUUUGAGAGCCGGGCCGCACCCCACGAAGCUAAACGAGGUAGCUGUCACUAUCACUGACCAAGAAAUGUGUGAGGAGGCUUACAGCUCCUCGGUCUUCUCUGUCACGGAUAAACAC
Messenger RNA from Penaeus vannamei (Pacific white shrimp), 2204 nucleotides. Lineage: Eukaryota; Metazoa; Arthropoda; Malacostraca; Decapoda; Penaeidae. The record is from RefSeq and is a predicted model, not a curated record.